Messenger RNA from Myxocyprinus asiaticus (Chinese sucker), 6081 nucleotides. RefSeq names its product rho guanine nucleotide exchange factor 10-like protein. The transcript has 31 exons. Gene Ontology annotation, cellular component: cytosol. Bases 299 to 4360 code for a protein of 1353 amino acids. Gene Ontology annotation, biological process: positive regulation of stress fiber assembly; actin cytoskeleton organization; SREBP signaling pathway. The record is from RefSeq and is a predicted model, not a curated record. Gene Ontology annotation, molecular function: protein binding; guanyl-nucleotide exchange factor activity. Lineage: Eukaryota; Metazoa; Chordata; Actinopteri; Cypriniformes; Catostomidae.
AAAAUAAUAGAGGAGAAUAGUUUGAUAUCUGUAGGAGAAUCCUUGUCAGUUCAUGCACUGGGUGUCUCAGAACUUGUUCCUCAGUUAAAGAAAACAAUUGCAAUGAGCUCUUUAUAAUUUCUGUGCUUUUUGAAGAAGAAAUAGUGCUGUCAUCAGCAGCAGAUUCACAGAUGGCUGCACUGCGCAAAGAUGGGAGCACACAUGAUGACUAUGGACUUACAUUGAUUGCCUGUGAUCAAUAAGGACAAUAUCAGAGGGUGACAUUUAAGGAGUGCAGACAUGAAUACCGUCUAACAUCAUGGCAUCUCCACAGUCUCUUAACCCUCCUCAACAAGAGUCAGUGAUCACUGGUGUGACUCAGACACCCCAGCAGCAGGAAGAGGAGGACAAUGAAGAUGAAGAAAUUGGUGAGAAGUUUGAGUUCGAUGAUAGUGAAGAUGAACAUGACACAGGAGAGAACUCUGAACAGAAGAGAGAGUCGAAAUCUUCUCAUGUAGAAGCUGAGCAUUCAGAGCGUACUAAAGGGAGCAUGGCCUCAAAUGCACUUUAUUGUCAAGCUAUAAAGCGGGUCACACACAGUUUCCAGCAGGCGGUAAAUGGAGAGGUCCAAGACAUCAACACAAAUCAACACACAGCAUACCCAGACAUGGUGGCCAGACAAUCUCCUGAUGGGAGUUCUGUAUCUGCCGAGCCUCGAAUGACUGAUGAACCUGCAAGCACUUGGAAGAAAAAUAACAUUUAUGAAGGUUCACAUUUUGUGCCUGAGUGCCUCUACACAUCUAUACCGCAGUCUGUCCACAGACAUGCUCAGACAGCACCGGUUCAUUCUCGGGAAUGGUUCAGUGUGGUUUCAGAGCUCACUCUGCGACUGCAUAAAGAAAAGGCUGUCUCUGUGUCCGAGGGAGAACAGCUGAGGUUGAAUCCAGCUUCUGCUCACUCAGAGGUCAUCUACGAUGAUGUCCCUAGUGAGAACAUCACCCCUCCAGAUGCAGAGGAUGACGUGAUCUAUGAGGAGGUGCAGAGGUCUGGCGAGUCAGCACUGAUAGACAAUGGCUGGGGUUCCAGUGAGUUUGAGAGUUAUGACGAGCAGUCAGACAGCGAGACCAAGCAGCCCACCCGUAAUAAGAUUUCUCCAGAUGUGCGGCGUCUGAAGCAACGCUGUGUCCAGACCAGGCACGAGCUAGCCAUGCGGUUAGGGGCGUCAGAUGUCGGCCAACUUAAACAAAACUAUGAUAUUAAGGUUCAACAGCUCAUGAAGGCUGCUAGGAAUGGCACAAAAGAUGGAUUGGAAAAGACAAAAAUAGCCAUGAUGCGCAAAGUGUCCUUCCUGAGUAAAAAAGACUGUACAGAUGACACAGAGGACGAUUCUGGAUAUCUGGAUGUGACUCUGUCUGAACUGAAGCAUCCACCACCUCAACUUUCUCCCAUGCCAGAGGGGCUCACUAGCCAACAGAUUGUCAGGCGUCAUAUUCUUGGCUCUAUCAUCCAGAGUGAAAGAAGCUAUUUAGACUCACUCAAGAGGAUCCUGCUGGAGUAUAAGAAGACGCUAAUGGAGGCGGAGCCACGGAUAUUAAGUGUAAAGAAGAUCCAGCCCAUUUUCUACAGGCUGAAGGAGAUCCUGCAGUGUCACUCCAUAUUUCAGAUUGCGCUGGCCUCUCGUGUAGCUGAAUGGGACAGUACUGAGAAAAUUGGAGACCUCUUUGUAGCUUCUUUUUCCAAGUCAAUGGUGCUUGAUGUGUACAGUGACUAUGUCAACAACUUCACUAAUGCAAUGGCUCUCAUCAAGAAAGCUUGUAUGUCCAAGCCAGCGUUCCUGGAGUUUCUCAAGAAGAAGCAGGCAUCCAGUGCGGACAGAAUCACUCUUUAUGGGCUGAUGGUCAAACCAAUCCAACGCUUCCCUCAGUUCAUUCUUCUGCUUCAGGACAUGCUGAAGAACACUCCUGUGGGGCAUCAGGACAGACUGCCACUGCAGCUGGCCCUCACUGAACUUGAGACUCUCGCUGAGAAGCUGAAUGAGCAAAAACGGCUAGCAGAGCAGGUCGCUGAGAUCCAACAGCUCACUCGCAGCAUUAGUGACCGCAACCUCAGCAAGCAGCUGAACUCAGAUCAGAAGCAGUUGAUUAUGUGCGAGACAUUGACUGAGACUGUCUAUGGUGAGAAGGGUCAAGUCCUCAAAUCUAAAGAGCGCAAAGUCUUCCUCCUGAAUGAUAUGGUUGUCUGUGCAAAUAUCAAUUUAAAAUACAUUGAAACAGGCAUUGAUAACAUCUUUGAGGAGCCAAGGGGCCCCUCAGAUAUCAGCAGUCUGGUCCCUGUGGGGCCUAAAUACACAGUUAAGUGGAGCGCCCCCCUACUGCAGGUUCAAGUUGUGGAGGUGGGCCAGGAGACCCCCCAGCGCAAAGAAAGCAUCUACCAGCAAAGUGGCAGCAAACGCCUGAGCUCCACCAACUCGCAAGGAAAGCUGUUUCUGGGACCACCACGACUGUAUCAGGAAUUGCAGGAGUUGCAGCAUGAUCUGGAAGUGGUGGAGGAAGUCACGUUGUUGGUGGGCACCCUACAGGGGUCUUACCAGAAUCUUAACACUACAGUGGGGCAGGAUUGGUGCAUGGCUCUUCAGAGGCUCAUCCGCAUCAAAGAAGACCAGAUCCAGUGUGCCAACAAAUGCCGUCUACGACUGAUGGUCCCUGGCAAGCCUGAUAAGUCUGGACGUCCAGUUACCUUCACAGUGGUCUUUAGUACACCCAGCCCAAUUAGCAAAAUCUCCUGGGUCAAUCGCCUGCAUCUGGCCAAAAUUGCCCUCAGAGAGGAGAACUUGCCUGGCUGGGUGUGUGUAGAGGAUGAUGAAAAGACUAAGCCUCCAUUCUGGUGCCCAUUACUGGCUUGCCAGGUGCCUGUUUUUACCCCAAAAGCACAAGAUCUGAAGUUGCAAGCUGCUCUGUAUAACCCCGUCCAGUGUGCUCUUCUUGGUUUCUCUGCUGCCAGCACAUCCUUGCCUCAGGGAUACCUCUGGGUGGCUAGUGGGGGUGAUGGUUCCCACGGGCAGGUGGAGAUUUUCUCCCUUAACAGACCCACUCCACGUUCUGUUAAGAGUUUCUCUCUUGGUUCCCCAGUGCUUUGUCUAGAGUAUAUCACAGAGCCCAGCACUGAUGAGGAACAGGAGGUACAGGCCACUGAAGUUCCUUUUAAAAUUGGCAACACCAUCUGUGUGGGAUUACAGGAUGGCAACAUACUAGUUUACGGCAGUGUGGACACUGCUGCCCAGUGUCUCCUAACAUUCUGUAACCCAGAGGUCUGUCCAGUUUUGUGCCUGAAACACUCUGCCAACUUUCUCUUUGCUGGACUCAGUAAUGGAAAGGUUGCAGUUUACAACAGAAAGAGUGGAGAGGGACUGUGGGAUCCAGACUCCUGCAGACAUGUGGUUAUUGGAUAUGCACCCGUCCUAAAACUCCUCCGAAUAGACGAGUGUGUGUGGGCCAGCUGUGCCAACCAAGUCUCUGUGAUUGAGGGCUCCACUCUCAGGACUCAGAGUUUUGAAGCUCACCCAGACCCUAUGGUUAGUGUGACGCACAUGGUACGUGCUGGAGGAGGGGUGUGGAUGGCGUUUUCAGAGGGAUCAUCCCUCCGUCUGUUUCACACAGAAACAAUGGAACACCUCCAAGAGAUCAACAUUUCAACACACUCUGCAUAUUUCAGCCCUGGACAAAAAACUGUGUGUGUAACUAGCUUGCUCAUCUGCCAGGGACUGUUAUGGGUGGGAACAGCUCAGGGCGUUAUUGUCACCCUGCCAGUGCCCAGACUAGAGGGUAUCCCCAAAAUAACAGGUAAAGCAAUGACCUCACUCAACGCUCACAAUGGUCCCGUUGAAUUCUUGGUAGCCACCUCCAGCAUUUUAUCUCAAGCAAUCCUAAAGCGGGAUUCUGCUGUGGAGGGUGUGGAUUCAAAUAGUGGAGAGGAGGAUAAGGAGGUGACAAAUUCGUCUCAGGAGUCCCUCCAGCAGGCAGAUGGCGCUUCACAUGGAGAAGCCAAAUCUAAAGGAGUGCUGCUGCAGUACCACCUGCGGUCUACCUCUCAACUCCCAGGUAAGCUCCUGACUGCUCGGCCUGAAGAAGCACACUCCGACUCGACACGGGACUCUCUGGAGCACAGCCUGGAGGACGGUUCCAUCUAUGAGCUGAGUGAUGACCCAGAGAUUUGGGUCAGGGGCCCGGGACCAUCUUCUAAGGAAGCAGCACGGAGGGAGAAGGUGACAUCAGCUGCUGUUAUAUCGGGUGGAAAAGGUUUCCGUCGGCUCACUAACUCUUCUAAGUCCACUGAAUCUAAUGAGAAUGCACUCAUCGUCUGGCAGUUGCCCAUUACAGUGUGAGGCAGUAAUACAUUUUCCUCCCAUUGGCUUUCAUCAUGUGUUUUUGAAGUGAUGGGUUGUCGGCUCACCGAAGGACAAAUAGACUAUAAGCCUGUAUUUGUAUGGCUUAUGCUGAAUUAUUAAUUCCACGUUUCUUCCGGAAGGUUUUAGGUUGAUGACCAACUGUGCCAUUCAAUAUUCAUUCUUCGUAAUAAUAGCAUGUGUUUGGUAUAUAAUGCACCACAGCUAAAUAUAACAGUAAUUUCACCUCUUGAAAAAAUGACUGAUAUCACCAAAAUAUCAAAUUUGAUUUUAGCCCAUAUGCAUGCAAGGAAUCAGGCUUAGCGUUUUUUUUUUUCUCAGAUGUAAUACAGAAAAUAAUCCUUAGUAUGGAUCUGAAAGGGCUGUGACCUAAUUCUUUCUUUUGUAAAUGAUAAAAUAUAUUUUUUUUAUGCAACCACCAUAGGUGUACACAGUAAAAGUGAGGUGAUAGAAUAUGUGCUGUAAUUCUAUUUAAAUGUGUUUUAAUGUUAUUGUAGUGUGAAAUGUGAAUAGCCAAAUAAUGAGCAAAAGGAAGCCUUUGGCAUAGGUACUUGUUUCUGAUGGUUCUUAUUUUACUCAGUGUUACUUUGUCAAAAAAUAAAUCAUAUUUGCUAUGAUAGACGUUUCUUCAUCUGCAAUUUUUCCAUUACUAUUUCAUUUUUUAUUUAAGUGCAUUUAAUAUUAAAUGUAGUUAACAUUAAAUGGUUUUGAAAUGACACUGUGUGCAAAGACUUGCAGUAAAUUAAUAUUGCAGAGUAAUAUUAUAUGUUGAAUCUGAGAAUAUUUUUAUGCUUUUAUCUCUGGGCAGCCACUGCCUGCUCUCACAGUAAACAUAUCAGCAAACGCAGUAUGGCGCAGCUCAGGCAGUUUAAUAUAUGCAAGUUGUGAAACCAGUAGUACGUGAAGAGGAUGCUAAAUCACAUUUCUGGCUGACACGGAGUAAAACUGACCUGUCAGGAUUUUAAAGAGCUGUCUAAAAGUCACUCAUCGUUCUAUGUGGAAAUUGAUGGUUAAGGGACGUGGCUCAUUUCAUCUAUUAAUUUGUUUAAAUUUAUUUCUAUUAAAUUGCACUACAAAAAUAACUAUCAAAUAAAUGUCAAGAUGUAUUUGUUUAUGCUCAAAUAAAAUGAAUCAAGCUAGUCCAUUAUUGAAUAUUAAAGCUAUUAGGUUUGCAGAAGAGAAUCUCGUUUACUUUUCUGCAACCCAGUUUGCUUUACUUUAAGGAUGAUAUUUUUGUCUAUGUAAGUAAGUUUCUUUUGUGGUGUGGUAAGAUAAUAUAAAGAGCCCAAUUUAGACUAAGGGGCUGUAAAGUAUACUUACAUCAAAGGCUCCUAAUCAGAGAUGUUUGAUUUGCUUUGUGUCUAGUGGGAAAUCAAGACACUCAUUAUGGUUAAUUGAUGGACUUGAUCAGGAUAAUGCCCCUCCUUUUGUAAUGCUUAAAUACAAGAACAAUGUUGAUAUACCUCUCUAUGGAGAAUUUUGCAAUAACAGUGAAAUGACGUGAGUUGCUUUAGAUGGGUUGUGCUGCCCAUUUGUUUUUUGUUUUUUUCUGAAUUCAUUUUUCUCAGCAGUGCAAAAAUGACAAAAGAAAACAAAAACCAUCCACCUGCAUGUUUUCCCCAUACCAAGCUGAGAGAGAUGAAAAAAUAAAUCAAGUUGAGUGUAAGCAAUUUUUAUUAAAGAUAUCAUGUCUGACCUGA